Penaeus monodon (black tiger shrimp) is the source of this 1136-nucleotide messenger RNA. RefSeq lists its product as uncharacterized. The record is from RefSeq and is a predicted model, not a curated record. The transcript has 3 exons. Bases 104 to 859 code for a protein of 251 amino acids. NCBI's taxonomy places the organism in Eukaryota, Metazoa, Arthropoda, Malacostraca, Decapoda, Penaeidae.
AAUGACAUAGUGACACACGGAGCCGAGUCUUUUCCCUUAUCAAUGCGGAAAAAGCAGCGGCGAUAAGGUGAUAAGGUGGCUAACAGGAAUUAAGGAAGGAUACAUGACUACCGCUGAUAAUACGGGUUUUCACAACGUCCGUCAAAGGAGACCAUUGGCAGCCAUAUCAUCGCAUGCAUGUCUAUACGUAAAGCGAUGUGUUCUGGUGGUGAUAAUGUUGGUGUCGACGAUAACGAUGACCGCCGGAGGGUUGCUUAUGCUGACGGAAGGUUAUACGGAAAAAGCCCUUGUCUUUUUGGUAUGCGGAGGCACCACCAGUAUCUUCACUUGCGCCGGCGUGAUGGUCAGCGUCCUUUUCUCGAGGAUGGCCCCUUCCUCCAGCGAUACAGAGGCGCCCCCUCUCCCUUAUUCUGACCCUCCGCCGGAGUACCGUUUCACGUGGAGGGAGGAAUACUUGAAGAAAUCCCCGGAGAGCUUGAGGACCGAGCUGGAGGAGGCCGCAGCAGAAGAGCGGGAGAUCGAAGAGGAGCGGAAGUUGGACGCCGCGGCCAAGAAUAAGAGGAAGAGGAAGGACAUCAGGAAGUUCAUGUGGGCCCAUGGCGGGGAGGUCAGCGCGGUGCACUCGGGGCGGGGGAAUUCCGUCGGAGAUCAGGCUGGCACGAGUUCAGGGGACAGACCUCGAAGGGUGAGAGCCAUCACGGUCGCCACGGCAGGGAGUUACGGUGCCACGAGGCCGGAGGGGAGGGCGGCACCCUCCAGAAGCACGAUAUCUGUUGUGCCCUUGGCGGGGGAGGUAAACGAAGUUUUGGCGAUGGAUGAUGAAGGGCUGCCGACCUACGAAGAGGCGCAGAAGUGGUGAAAAGGGAGAAGUGAGAGAGAGAAAAAGAAUGAAUGAGAGAGAGACGUAGAGAGAGAGGGAGAGAGAGAGAGAAAGCAGUGAUGUAAAUAAACAACUAGACUGAUAUAUCUGCAUUAUAAUAAUGUCCCGAUAUAUCUCUAUUUAUUCACGUAUGUACAAAGCGAAACCUUGUCAUAUUUUUUUAUGAUCUGUGAUCAAUAUAUCUUAUAGAUAUGUAAUAUAUUUUCUUAUGUAUUUUAUUGGAUGAUAACAGUAAAAACAAAAAACAAAAAAAUAC